UUGAGGUCGUGAGUUAAACAGAAAGAAGAACAAAUGGUAGCCUACACCUCCAGCGCGGUUGUGGGUCUCUAUGAAGCAUAUUGCUGAAACUAUUCACGUUAAAUGACCACACUGCCCGUUCACCAACACUUCCUCCAGAGGAAGCACGGGACCCUGUGCGCUCCGCGGGAUUGGUCCAUCACAACAUCGGGUGUCUGCUCUCCGGCUGUCACACCGCUAGCUAGCUGUCGUGGUACAGACGUGACUUGAACCGCAGCUGAAGGAGAAUACACCCAACAAUUCUGACUUGUUGCCUAAAUAACACGUUAAGGCUCCCAUCUGAUGGAGCAGUGGUUGUCUGUCUUUGCUAAGAAGAGGCACCAUGUUCCCUUGUCACGUGACGCCCUGGCCCACCGCUGAGCCCCCGGCCUCCUGCGGUCAUGCGCCCCAAUCACAAGCCUCAAAACCUCUGCCUGAUCUGCUGUGCAGCUGUCCCGCUCCACCUUUGAACACCCACUCCGAAACGCCCUCCCCAGACCCCAUGGAGUCCCUCAUCGUGGUCACAGAAUACGAACCCAGCAGACCGCCCGGAGAGGAGGAGGUAGAAGACAUGGACAGUUCGGAGACGCCCGAGCCUGCGUCCUCUGUGGCGGCUCCUUUCCGGACCCCGUCCUGCGACCUGCUGUCCCACACGGUGGGCCGGUCGGAGGCUCUGCUGCCCGGGAGCCAAGAGCAGAGGGGGAGGUUAAGCCUGUCGGACAGAAAGCUAUCUCUACAGGAGCGCUCGCAUACAGCAUCGUCACCCUGCAGCUCACCGGGACUCAACGGGCGCCAUAUUUACCCGUCUUUACCCUACUCUCCCAUCACGUCGCCUCACUCCUCUCCACGCCUGCCUCGCCGGCCCACAGUGGAGUCCCACAGCGUUUCCAUCACAGACCUCCAGGACUGCGUUCAACUCAACCAGUACAAGCUGAAAGAUGAGAUUGGAAAGGGCUCCUAUGGUGUUGUGAAGCUGGCCUACAAUGAGGAUGACAACACAUACUAUGCGAUGAAGGUGUUGUCCAAGAAGAGGCUGAUGAGGCAGGCAGGUUUCCCACGGAGACCUCCGCCUCGUGGAGCCAAAGCAGACCCUGAAGGCCCCCCUCAGCUCAAAGGACCCCUGGAGCGGGUCUAUCAAGAGAUUGCCAUCCUGAAAAAGCUAGACCAUUCCAAUGUGGUGAAGCUAGUAGAGGUUUUGGAUGACCCCAGCGAGGACCAUCUGUACAUGGUGUUUGAGCUGGUCAAGCAAGGGGCUGUCAUGGAGGUGCCCACAGAUAAGCCUUUCAGCGAGGACCAGUCACGCUUCUACUUCCAAGAUCUGCUCCGGGGAAUCGAGUAUCUACAUUACCAGAGGAUCAUCCACAGAGACGUGAAACCCUCCAACCUGUUGGUGGGAGAAGACGGACACAUCAAGAUCGCAGACUUUGGAGUCAGUAACCAGUUUGAGGGCGCUGAUGCUCUGCUGACCAGCACCGUGGGAACGCCCGCCUUCCUCGCCCCCGAAGCUCUCUCUGAGACCAGGAAGAACUUCUCUGGAAAGGCUUUGGAUGUUUGGGCCAUGGGAGUGACACUUUACUGCUUCGUCUAUGGAGUGUGUCCUUUUAUGGACGAGCGCAUCGUGAGUCUUCAUCAGAAAAUCAAGACGCAACCUGUGGAGUUACCUGAAAAUGCUGACAUCUCAGAUGAUCUCAGAGAUUUGUUGCUGAAAAUGCUGGACAAGAAUCCAGAGACCAGAAUAUCAAUCCCUCAAAUUAAGGUGCACCCGUGGGUGACGAGGCACGGAGCUGAGCCUCUUCCUCCGGAGGACGACAACUGUUGUAUGCUGAUCGAGGUGACGGAGGAGGAGGUGGAGAAUUCUGUGAAACACAUCCCCAGCCUGGCCACAGUGAUCAUGGUGAGGACCAUGCUGAGGAAGCGCUCCUUUGGGAACCCCUUUGACUGGGCCCGUAAAGAGGACCGCAGCAGCCUGGGUGCUCCGGGGCCAACGCUCACGAAAGGCAGAGCAGGCAAUGUGAGAUACUGCUACAUUCAUUGUAACCAAACAAGGAAACAGGAGAGUGGCGACGGCAUGAGGACUCUGGAGCUGCCCUACGUGGGAGAGGACGAGGCUCUCUCCUGAUGCAGAGGCUUCCUCACGCACCGUGUUAUAUAUCUUCCUGCUUGCAAACACACCCCUUUACUCACAGUUUUAUACUGGCAGCUCACACUUGUGUACAUUUCCUGAAAGAUGGACGUACGGCGGGCGCAGAAAAAAAGAAGAAGUUAAGGAUCUAUGAACAAUUUUAAAGAUUUCCUCUCCUCUUAAAAAGGCUCAGUUUGCAGGUCGUGGGUUGGAUUGUUCCAUGAGAGGAUCCUCUUCAUCGUUUAUUGCCUGACCCACUCUGCCCCUCUUCAUCCCGCAUGCGUAUAUAGUCCCAGCAUGCUUUGUCUCAGGCUUCAACUGUACAGUGUUUCCUUGUAGUCUAGCCACUUGUGUUCUCCUUGUCUUUACUCGACAAUUCUUUCAGGUAUACAGGGCACGGGAACAGGUGAUGGUGAUGGGUGUUAUGAGGAAGGAUGGUUGUCUUCAUCAUCACCUCGACUUCCUCUGUAGGAGAGCAGGUUUUCUUGACGAUGAUUGUCUGGUUCUCUCUGCUUCAGAGGAGCAGGGCCCAGUUUUGUAACAUAUAUACAGUUUUCCCAAAAUGAAAGAAAUGGGAGUGAAGAAAUGUUUACUUCAUUGAAUGCAUGUGUUUACGUUCCCAAUGCAAACACCCUAUAAGCUAUGUAUGAUACAUUUGCACGCUCAUACUUGUUCGACGCAAUUUUCACCGUCUCUUUAUGAAUUUACUACAAUCAAUAGAAAGCUUUAAAAUAGUUGAUAUAUAGUGUUUUGUGAGCCAUCACAUUCAUCAUACUGCUUAUGAGAUAGCAUAGAAAAUAAUUAGAUCAUUUCUUUUGCAAAGCAAGUUCUUUUAGUAAAGCUUUUGAUAUGAUUUUAGGUGUUUGCUGUAUAUUUUUUAAAGUGAUAGUUACAACAAAUUGAGUAAGGAUGGUACUGAUCUACCAAAUGCACAUGAGGAAAGAAACGAAUGUGUUGGUAGAAACAAUCUGUCUGCAAUGGUUCAAAUGUGGUUGUUUUUUUACUUUUCCAGUUAUGUGGUUGUGUGUUGUGAUGCUGAGUUUCAACUGUGUCAUGUAUUUGUUCCACUUCCUAAAGUGGAUGUUUUUUUAAUGUAGUUAAAACAGAAAAUCAUAACUAUUGAACCUCAAGUUGAAAUUGUGAAUUACUGGUGUUUUUUUCAAAACUGCACAUUUUCAGGACACCAAAAAAACGUCAAAUUAUGUCUACCUUUGUAAAGUAGAGUACAGUAACUUAAAGAAAAACGAACCUUUAAACUACUUUUGUUCUUAGAGCAAAAUGUACAGCACUAAUGUACGUUUUGAGGAGGAGGCAUAGUGCAGCUGCAGGCUCUUUGUACAAAUCUAUGCAUGUAGAAAAAAAACAUAGUCUUCUUUAAUCAAGGCCGCCCUGCAAAUAUUUCAAAUGAAUUGUAAAUUACUUUUCAAUUGAUGUUUUACUUUUAGAAGAUCCCAAAGCAGUAAAACAAUUGUUUCACCUUUUCUUCCCCCUUUGUUUUCUAAAAUACAUUAGUGUAAAUGUAGAUAAAGCAUCUCCAACAUAGAAUAUUGAUACAAUAUUAAAUAUAACAUGUAAUGCUUCCACAUUUUAAUUAUUCAGCACUCUUGUGUUGAAUGUAUGAGAAAGGGACUCCAUUCACUACUUGCAUGUCACUCUCGACUGUCAGUUUUCUAAGACUGACACUAUGCAUACGAUGUGGCUGGAUGUGACUGAUUCUAAUUUGUUUUGUUUACCCAUGUGUUUCCAAAAAGAUGCAAUUAGGUCGUGCUCCUUACAGUAAAGUGCUCCAAAUCCAGACAGUUCCUAAGGCUUUAGGAAAUGAUUUUCUCUGUACUUAAUGAUAACUUAACUUAAUGAUAUUGCUCAAUAAUGAUAGCCAAUUAUGUUUCAAUGCCCUUUAUUAAGACAGGUAACUGCAGACAUGCCUCAAUUUGUGUUAUACUUUAAAAUGUCACCUCAUUUAAACAUUCACAGACAUUUUACAUUCUGAAUGAGUUGCUUUUGUGGUACAAGAUGAAUUUAACUUCCCCUUUUGAAGUAGUGUUGCCCUUCAUGAGCAUCAAGAAUAAACUGAUGAACAGUUUGGGUCUGACUGGUGCAAGCCACAGGAAAGCUGUAAGAUUAAACAUUUUAUAUAUAUAAUAUUUUAACUUGUUGUUGGUUUUAAAUUCCCUUUUUUCUCAGAGGGCCAGGCUAAGUGAUUCACCUUUAUUAAUCACAUGGUUUUGCAUUCUGUAGUGUACAUUUAUUUGAGCUUUGGGGUCGCUUCUCCCCUAAAUGCAUGCCAACAUACUGAACACAUACCACUGUAUUGUCAUAGCAUGAGAGGUCCUUGGUAAAACAUGAACGAGACCUUUAAACUAAUUAUUCUAUACAUACUGUAUCUUGUUCAUCUUUGAAUAAAAUAUUAUUGCCUUUCUGAUGUUUUUGAGCUUUGUAUCAACAGUUCCUGAAAUACACCACUAGUGUGUGCUGUGUACCAUAAUAUUUCACAGGCUGUAGGGUACUCCUGAGAGCCUGAAUAUCACAUUGUGUUCCUUCCCUGUAUAUGACAACAGAACAUAUGUGCCAUAGUUUGCUUUAAAUUUAAUGCAUUUUAACAUCUGCUGGAUUCAUACUGUACAUAUUAUAUGGGCCAUUUGUUA
Molecule: messenger RNA, 4785 nt
Organism: Trematomus bernacchii (emerald rockcod)
Lineage: Eukaryota; Metazoa; Chordata; Actinopteri; Perciformes; Nototheniidae
Product: calcium/calmodulin-dependent protein kinase kinase 2
Exons: 18
Coding region: 362-2137 (591 amino acids)
Biological process (GO): CAMKK-AMPK signaling cascade; protein phosphorylation; activation of protein kinase activity
Molecular function (GO): protein kinase activity; ATP binding
Source: RefSeq, a predicted model, not a curated record